Gordionus sp. m RMFG-2023 is the source of this 1453-nucleotide messenger RNA. Its product is annotated as transcription initiation factor TFIID subunit 11-like. Gene Ontology annotation, biological process: RNA polymerase II preinitiation complex assembly; transcription initiation at RNA polymerase II promoter. The coding region runs from base 299 to 1111 and encodes 270 amino acids. The transcript is spliced from 3 exons. Lineage: Eukaryota; Metazoa; Nematomorpha; Gordioida; Chordodea; Parachordodidae. The record is from RefSeq and is a predicted model, not a curated record. Gene Ontology annotation, cellular component: transcription factor TFIID complex; nucleus. Gene Ontology annotation, molecular function: transcription coactivator activity; protein heterodimerization activity.
GACAAUCUUCUUUCAUUGUAAAUUUUUAAAAAUCAUCAAUCGUGAAUUCUAACAAAGAUAAAAUAAAUUUACUUAAUUCCUGGCUAAAUAAAACAUUCAAAGUCAAGGUUACAGAUGGGCGUAUCUUGAUUGGAAAUUUUAUUUGCACUGAUCGGGAUUCAAAUAUAAUUCUUAAUGCAUGCCGAGAGUAUCUUACUGAAUCAACUUCUGAUAAUAUUAAUGAGCCAAGGUCUAUAGGACUUGUAAUGAUACCAGGAAAACAUAUUAAAUCUAUUAAAUUAUUAAACUCUUACCACAUAUGAGCACUAUCAUAAAAGAAGAAUUUAUAGAAACCAAAGACACCUAUUUGCCCAUAUCUCCAAAAUUAUUGAAUAUUAAAGAAGAACUAUCUCAUGAGAAUAAAGUUAUCCAAGAUUCUGGGAUUGGUGAAGAUCUUCAGAACACUUCAACACCUAAAAAUGAUAGCUUAGAUACUUUAGAUAAAGGUUUAAAAAGGAAAAACGAAAUUGAAGAAGAAGAAAGGCACAAAAUGCAGCUCCUAAUCUCAAACUUUACUGAGGAUCAACUUAACAGGUACGAAAUGUACAGAAGAUCGGUCUUUCCCAAAUCCUCGAUUCGCAAAAUUAUGCAAUCCGUCAUAGGCUAUCCAGUAUCCCAAAACGUGGUUAUAGCAAUGGCAGGCAUAGCUAAGGUUUUCGCGGGAGAAAUUAUCGAAAGAGCUCUUGAUGUCAAGGACCGAGAAAUUUGGCUCAAAAAUAGCCCGGGAAAGGCUGAAGGAAAUGGAGAGUACAAUACUUCUUUAGACGCGGCUAAUUCUCAAUCAGUUAUGACUAAUAGAAUUGAACCAACAACGUCAGAUAGUAGUAACGGACCCACUCCGAUGGAAUUUGAUAUUCUUAUGAAAGACCCGGGUAAUAAAUUCGUCAAUUCUGUUGCAGAGAAACAAGAACCAUUAAAACCUCAUCACAUUAGGACGGCUUAUAUGGAGUUAUCUCGGCUGGAUAACGAGACCUGCAAUAGUUCAGUAACCAGCGAUUCUCAGAUGGAGAGAGCUAUCAAUAACAAUAAUAAUUUGAGCUAUAAGUUUAAGAAGAAUAUUUUUUUCAGGUGAACCAUAUUUUGGGGUGUAUUGUUUUUAAAUGGGGUUUUAUAGACAUGAAAUUUUUUUUAAAAUAAAUAAUUAUUUUUGAAUCUAUUUUUCAUCAAAAUAAUUAUUUUUUGAAUAAAAAUUGACACUUUUUUUCAUUCUUAAUUUUAUUUCUUUAAAUAAUUUGCUCCUUGCGAUUUACCUGCUAAUACAAGAGGAUGGAAUAUUUUGUAUAAAACCUUAUGCAAUUUUGAUUUAAUUUGUUUCACAAAUCGAACACACGAUUUAACUCAAUUUCUAUUUAUUGUUACAUAUUUAUUGAUAUACAUUUACAUAUUUUAAACUACGAUAUCUGUAUAAAUUGAU